GGGGGGGGGGGGGGGGGGGGGUGUCUGUACUAACUGAGAGGAAACUCCUGCAAAGAGCCGACUAAACUGCACCUGAAAAUGCUCCCUGCGAAAUCAAACGGGGGUCGUCAGCAACUCCUCGAACGUGGAAGUAAAGAAGAAGUGCAUGGAAUGAAACUAAUGUUCAACUGCAAACAUGUCUACAGAUUCGUCUAUAACAUGUUGCAGUUCUGCGGUCACUCCUGGAUCCUGACAAACAUUAUUGCCAGGUUUAUUACAUUUGGUAAAGAUGCCAUGGCGGACACAUUUCACUCCGUCUCCUUGGUGAUGGGUCUCUGCCAGAUGUUUUCCAUCCUGGAGCUUUUCCACAUCGCAGACAGGAUUGAGAAAGCCAGGCUCCUCCCACGCUUCAUCCAUGUGUUGGAGAAGAAUGUGCUGCUGGUAAUACUGGUCAAACUGGAGGACGUGCAGAGUAAACCUGUUGUGUCUGUGCUGUUCUUCUCAUGGAACCUUCUGGACAUGCUACGGUACCCAUAUGAGGUGAUGUGUGUGAUGUCCAAACCCUCCCCGCUCAUGUUGUGGUCCCGGUACACACUCUGGAUCCCUUUAUACGUGGUGACAGUGGUCAUAGAAGGUUUCACAAUUUAUGAGGUGAUGCUGUACCUGGGACCAGAAGUCCCGUGCCCGCCUUUGCAGGAUUCAGCAGAGUUCAUGGAUACCCGUGACUCCGUGGACCUCAUGCUAUACCUGUCCCUUCUGGUUUUAGGUGCGACUGUAUCGCUGUGGCAGCUGGUCAAGGAGAGACGCUACCAAAUGGACAAAUGGAGCAACAAGUUGAAAAAAAAAUGAUGCUUUUAUUGAAGAACACUUCCCCUAGAGUUUAUUUUCUAUACACAGAUGACUUUACAUUGCGUGUGAGUAUCGUGACCUUUAUGGAAAUGACAGAACUGAGCAGCAUUCGGUUUGUGAAGGAGUUCCGGUUUACACUCGGUGAAAUAAAAUGUCUGAACUUCGACUGUCUCCAUGUUAUUAAGGACAGUAGUGAGGAUGUCGGAGCUCCUUCUAACUACCACCCAUAGGCUCUGGUCCACACAGUUUUCUUCUUGAACUCGGCAGAUGACUUCAGAGACAACAGAGCAGCUGAAACGACAACGAAGACUGUCAGAAAAACCACAAUAAUAAGAGGAGUCUACGUUGCUGCCAGUAUACAGUGUCCUUGUGAACAUAUGGAGAAGGUAUGUUUAAGGUACUGGGGGUUUUGAAGCUAAUCUUUACAUCAUUUUACCAGAAGACAGGUAUCUGUUUUAAAUGCACUUGUGCAGUCCUGUUUACAUUUAACUGUAUAUAAUGUGUUUCCAUUCCUAAUUAAAAAAGAUCUUUCCCCCACUGCA
Messenger RNA from Sphaeramia orbicularis (orbiculate cardinalfish), 1370 nucleotides. It is a transcript of the gene hacd4, whose product is annotated as 3-hydroxyacyl-CoA dehydratase 4. The transcript has 7 exons. Bases 79 to 828 code for a protein of 249 amino acids. The record is from RefSeq and is a predicted model, not a curated record. Gene Ontology annotation, biological process: very long-chain fatty acid biosynthetic process; sphingolipid biosynthetic process; fatty acid elongation. NCBI's taxonomy places the organism in Eukaryota, Metazoa, Chordata, Actinopteri, Kurtiformes, Apogonidae. Gene Ontology annotation, cellular component: endoplasmic reticulum membrane. Gene Ontology annotation, molecular function: 3-hydroxyacyl-CoA dehydratase activity.